Paramuricea clavata is the source of this 2140-nucleotide messenger RNA. The record is from the annotation of a GenBank genome assembly. NCBI's taxonomy places the organism in Eukaryota, Metazoa, Cnidaria, Anthozoa, Malacalcyonacea, Plexauridae.
CUCCGUAAAUUUGCACGGGAAAAGAGAAAGCAGGACGGAUCAGGAUCAAGCUUAGCCUUCCGGUAUGAAUCAUGUCCGGCAAACGAAGAGGAAUUCCAUUCAUAAAAAGUGAUAUGCGGAAAGCUGUGGUUGCCGAAGGUGGAUUAGAUCAGGAUUCCAUGUAUUUCGGUGGGUCAACAAAGAAGGAAACUUGUCUGAUGAUGCCAUUCAUUUCUUUUGAGAAUGAUCUAGUGCAAAGGAUUUUACAUACAUUUAUUUAGUCAAGUUCUAUUGGAAAUGCUGCAUUCUGAUUGGCUAUACGGUAGUCGCUUUAGUCGCUAUCUAUCAGCUAUUAUAUACACAAGCACUGGAUAUGAGCUAUUCUUCAAUCUGAUUGCAUGGUUCUCUACUACUAGGAUAUUUGACAAUUAGACAAUGCAAAUUGUCUAAUUGUUUUAGUAUAAACGUACUAGUCCGACAAAACGUUAUCUGAAAGAAAUUUGUAAAAUUUAUUAAAAACCCACUGUAAACAUAAUUAUAUCUAAAGAUAUGCCAGUCUUCUUUCAUGCAAUGGAUUUCAAAAUAAUUUAUUGAAUUCAUGUGCUCUCAGCAGAUUUACUAUCACUGGAUUCUUCUGUAUCACCUAAAAGAGGAUAGUGCAUCAAUAUGUUUUUUUGUGUGCCUGUCAAUCCAUUCUUUGUGCCUAUGACACGAAAUUUCACCCCAUAGGUUUAUGGUUGCAUUGUAAAUAUCACUUAAAAUGACUUAAUAAUUUCUUUUACAGAAUUUUGGUAACUCACUCCCUUUUCAAGAUAUGCGACUUUGUUUCAUAUGCAAAUAUCACCGGUGUGACAUCACAUCACAUAAUGAAUUUCAGAAAAGUAUAGUUUUCUUGACGAAUAUGGAUCUAAAAAACUUAAAAAUUGCGGUUAGUUAUAUCUUUAUGUUACGGAUCACCAAUAUGUGCAUGUCAUUAGUGAUGUCAUAUAUAGAUAUAUAUAUAUAUCGCAUUACCAUAUAUCCAUUUAUCCAUAUCUGUACACAAUUAUAUGUUAUAAGCCUUAUAGGUGUUAAAGGUGUUAUAGGCGUUAAAGGUGUUAUAGCCGUUAAAGUUGUUAAGGGUGUUAUAGGUGUUAAAGGUGUUAUAGGCGUUAAGGGCGUUAAGGGCGUUAAAGGUGUUAAAGGUGUUAUAGGCGUUAAAGGUGUUAAUUAAAGGUGUUAUAGGCGUUAUAGGGGUUACAGACGUUAUAGGCGUUAAAGGCAUUAUAGGUGUUAAAGGUGUUAAUAAAGGCGUUAAAGGUGUUAUAGGCGUUAAAGGCGUUAAAUGUGUUAAGGGUGUUAUAGGCGUUACAGACAUGUUAAGGUGUUAUAGGCGUUAUAGGUGUUAAAGGCGUUAACGGUGUUAAGGGUGUUAAAGGCGUUAAGGGUGUUAAGGGCGUUAAAGGUGUUAUAGCCGUUAUAGGUGUCACAGACCUUAUAGGUGUUAAAGGUGUUAAAGCCAUUAAAGGCGUUAAAGGUGUUAUAGCCAUUAUAGGUGUUACAGAUGUUAUAGGUGUUAAAGGUGUUAUAGGUGUUAAAGGUGUUAAAGGCGUUAAAGGUGUUAUAGGCGUUAAUACACGCGUUAAGGGUGUUAAAGGUGUUAUAGGCGUUAAAGGUGCUAUAGGUGUUAUAGCCGUUAUAGGUGUUACAGACGUUAUAGGUGUUAAAACCGUUAAAGGCAUUAAAUGUGUUAAAGGUGUUAAAGAUGUUAUAGGUGUUAUAGCUGUUAUAGGUGUUACAGAUGUUAUAGGUGUUACAGAUGUUAUAGGUGUUAAAGGCGUUAAAGGUGUUAAAGGCGUCAAAGGUGUUAUAGCCGUUAUAGGUGUUACAGACGUUUUAGGUGUUAAAGGUGUUAUAGGCGUUAAAGGUGUUAAAAAGGCGUUAAAGGUGUAUUGGUGUUAAAGAUGUUAAAGGCAUUAUAGGUGCUAUAGCCGUUAAAGGUGUUAUAGCCGUUAAAGGUGUUAAAGGCGUUAUAGGUGUUAAAGGCGUUAUAGGUGUUAAAGGUGUUAUAGCUGUUAAAGGCGUUAUAGGUAUUAUAUGCAUUAAAGGCGUUAUAACCGUUAAAGAUGUGAUAAGCGUUAUAAGGGUGUUAAAGGUGUUUAAGGUGUCAAAGGUGUUAUAG